Alternaria burnsii is the source of this 720-nucleotide messenger RNA. RefSeq lists its product as uncharacterized. The transcript has 2 exons. Lineage: Eukaryota; Fungi; Ascomycota; Dothideomycetes; Pleosporales; Pleosporaceae. The record is from RefSeq and is a predicted model, not a curated record. The annotation marks the transcript as partial.
CUUGACGCGAUGGAUCAGAUGAAGAAGGCCUUCAAGGGUCUCUUCAAGGGCAAGAAGUCUAAGAAGGAAGAGCCAAAGCCCACGGCCACUUCUGAGGCCCCCACUACGUCUGCGCAAACCAAGCCUAGCGAGACUACGCCAGCUGCACCCGCUCCCGCACCCGUCCCCGAGCCCGCGAAGACUGAGACGACACCUGCUGCCCCAGCGUCUGCGUCUUCGCCAGUCCCGGCGCCUGCUGAACCCGCAGCGGUUCCAGCCGCGGAUCCUGCUCAGGGUGAGGCGAAGAAGGAUGAAGCCGCUGCAUUGGCCGAGGUCAAGCAAGCCACGUCGACACCCGAACCCGUUGGCGCCGUUGCACCCGCACCCCCGACCGCUGCUGAGACUCAGCCUACAGCCACUGAGGCCCCAAAGGAGACUGAGCCCAAGGCGACGGAUACACCUGCACCAACUGCCCCUUUGGAUCUUCCCGCCAUUCCUAGCAGCCAGCCCGCUGCUGGUAUGAGCGCUACAAGCGGACCUAUGUUUGAUGAGCCCAACUUCGGCGAGGAUAAGCCCGCUGCACCAGCUGCGGCGCCUGCUCCCGCCGCUCAGGCUGAGGAGCCUGUUGCUCCCGCACCUACUCCAGCGGCUCCCACCACUGCUGCCGCUCCUGCGCCUAGUGCUGAAUCUACCGCAGCUCCUGCUGCCCCGGCCGCCGCUGAAGAGAAGGCAGAGAAAUAG